GGCAACUGCCAAUGAAUGAAUCUGGCAACCACAGUCCACAGCAAAGUUCAAAGUGUGUCUAGAUUGCGCAGUUUUGUCGAUGAGAGUGUGCAGAACGCUCGUGAACGCUCAUUCUGCUGUGGGACUGAACACGGCGUGGCGAUGAGAGGCUCUGUCGUGCUUUCAUUCUGCGUCCUGAUCCAGCUGAGUCUACAAAACACAGUGAAUGCAGACGCACCUGUCUUGCAAACCAAGUUUGGGGCCCUGAAAGGUGAGUAUGUGAAAGCGAAGGGAAAGGACACGGUUGUCCAUUCCUACCUGGGCGUUCCCUUCGCCAAGCCGCCCGUGGGUCCUUUGAGAUUUUCUCCUCCACAGCCUGCAGAGAAAUGGGCCGGAGUGAGAGACGCUACAAAACAGCCAUUCAUGUGUCUGCAGGAAAAGCAGUUAGUUGAAGACUUGGUAGCCAAUAUGUCAAUUUCCAUAGAGGUUUCUGACUCAUCAGAGGAUUGUCUUUACCUCAACGUCUACACACCUUCUAAACCUGGAGCAGCUGACAAAUUGCCUGUCAUGGUUUGGAUCCAUGGUGGAGGUUUGUCGAUGGCUGCUGCAUCACUGUUUGACGGACAUGUUUUGGCUGCCUAUCAGGAUGUAGUUGUGGUUCUGAUUCAGUACAGACUUGGCCUACUUGGAUUUUUCAGCACGGGAGAUGAACAUGCGCCAGGAAACUAUGGCCUUCUGGAUCAGGUUGCAGCUCUUCAGUGGGUUCAGGAGAACAUCCACAGCUUCGGUGGAGAUCCUGGAUCAGUGACCAUCUUUGGAGAGUCUGCAGGAGGAGUCAGUGUGUCUUUACAUAUUCUUUCUCCAUUAUCUGCAAACCUCUUCCAUCAUGCCAUCGCAGAGAGCGGUACGGCAGCGAUGGAUGCCAUCAUGAGUCCCAACCCUCUGUUAACAGCCCAAUAUGUAGGAAAUGCAUCUGGCUGUGAUAUUUCCAGCACAAAGAAUAUUGCUGACUGUGUGAUGCAGCUGACAGAAGAGGACAUACUCACACUGGUUAAGGAGAAUCCAAUGGUUCGUUUUGGAGUGACGAUGGAUGGCCGGUUCCUUCCCAAACCUGUAGAGGAGCUUCUUCAAUCCCAGCAGUUUAAUAAAGUGCCUCUGAUCAAUGGAAUCACGAAUGAUGAGUGUGGAUUUAUGCUGCCUAAUUUCUUUUCACCACAAGGAUGGACAGAUGGGAUGGACAUGGAGCAGAUCUUGCCGUUUUUGACCAUAUUUAACCCUACUGUUCAAGAUCAGUCAGUUGUUGAGCUUGUUUUAAAUGAGUAUCUAGGCACAUCCCCUGACAGGACCAAAAUCCGAGAUGGUUUUCGAGAGAUGUUAGGAGAUUUUUUGUUCAACAUCCCAGCUCGCAAGGUAGCGAAUUACCACAGAGAUGCCGGUGCACCAGUAUACAUGUACGAAUUCCAGCAUCCUCCCAGCCUACUUCAAAAGAAACGACCCAGUUUUGUUGGAUCUGACCAUGGAGAUGAAGUUAUAUUUGUGCUUGGUUUUUGCUUUGCAAAUGGACGUAUAAAGCUGGAAGAGGAGCUCUCAGAAGAAGAGAAUGAACUCUGUAGAACUGUCAUGGCUUACUGGGGAAACUUUGCUCGCACUGGGUCUCCAAAUGGUCUGGGCCUCACAGAGUGGCCUAAAUUUGGAGCUGAGGCUGAGUAUCUCAGCAUUGGACUGGAACAGAAACCUGCGAAAGACCUGAAAGGAAAACACUUCACUUUCAUGACUCAAACUCUUCCGCGGAAAAUAAAAGAGCGAAAGGAAGGACCUCUAGUUCACACCAAACUAGGAAGUUUAAGAGGUGCAUUCAUGACUGCGAAGGGCAAGGAAACUGUCAUCAGUAGCUAUUUUGGUGUACCAUUUGCAAAGCCUCCCGUGGGUCCGUUGAGACUAGCUCCACCACAACCUGCAGAGGCUUGGCAAGGAGUGAGAGAUGCUACAAAACAGCCACCCAUGUGUCUACAGGCAAGGGAGGUGCUUUUGGAACUGUUAGCUAAUUUUUCUAUGAGUGUGGAGGUUCCUGAAGUAUCCGAAGACUGUCUUUACCUCAACAUUUACACUCCUUCUAAACCCGGAGACAACAGCAAGUUACCUGUUAUGGUUUGGAUUCAUGGUGGAGGUUUUUCUGCAGCCUCUGCUUCCAUUUUUGACGGACUUGUUUUGGCUGCUUAUCAAGAUGUAGUCGUGGUCUUGAUCCAGUAUAGGCUUGGUCUGCUCGGCUUCUUCAGCACGGGAGAUGAACAUGCACCAGGAAACUAUGGCCUUCUGGAUCAGGUUGCAGCUCUUCAGUGGGUUCAGGAGAAUAUCCACAGCUUCGGUGGAGAUCCUGAAUUAGUGACCAUCUUUGGAGAGUCUGCAGGAGGAGUCAGUGUGUCUUUACAUGUUCUUUCUCCGUUAUCCUCAAACCUGUUUCGUUAUGCCAUCGCAGAGAGUGGUACGGCAGCAAUGGAUGCCAUCAUGAGUCCCAACCCUCUGCCAACAGCCCAAUAUGUAGGAAAUACAUCUGGCUGUGAUAUUUCCAGCACAAAGAAGAUGGUUGACUGUGUGAUGCAGCUGACAGAAGAGGACAUCUUGAAGAUUGCUAAGGAACAACUAAUGCUUCGUUUUGGAGUGACCAUCGAUGGCCAGUUCCUUCCAAAACCUGUAGAGGAGCUUCUUAAAUUCCACGAGUUUAGCAAAGUCCCUCUGAUCAAUGGAGUUACUAAUGACGAUGGAGGCUAUACAUUGCCCAAUAUUAUUGGACCCCCAGGAUGGAUAGAUGGAAUGGACAGAGAGCAGAUCAUGCCAUUUUUGCCUUUAUUUAAUCCUGAUUUUCAGAAUCAGGUGUUUGCCGAGUUUGUUUUAAAUGAGUAUCUGGGCACAUCCAGUGACAGGAUCAAAAUCAGAGAAGGUUUUCGAGAGAUGAUGGGGGACUUUUUUUUCAACAUCCCAGCUCGCAAAGUAUCGAAUUACCACAGAGAUGCCGGUGCACCAGUAUACAUGUAUGAAUUCCAGCAUUCUCCCAGUCUACUUAAAAAGAAUCGACCCAGUUUUGUUGGAUGUGACCAUGGAGAUGAUAUGUUUUUUGUUCUGGGUUACUGCUUUGGAAGACAUCUAAAAGUGCAAGAUGAAUUCUCAGAGGAAGAGAAUGAACUUUGUAAAACUGUCAUGGCUUAUUGGGGAAAUUUUGCUCGCACUGGGUCUCCGAAUGGUCCAGGCCUCACAAAGUGGCCUGAAUAUGGAGAUGAGUCUGAAUAUCUCGGCAUUGGAUUGGAACAGAAACCUGGCAAAAACUUCAAGGGAAAACACUUCGAUUUUAUGACCCAAAAACUUCCACAGAUAAUAAAAGAGUGGAAGGAAGGACCUCUAGUGCAAACAAAAUUAGGAUCUCUGAGAGGUGCCUUUCUGACUGUGAAGGGCAAGGGCACAAUCGUCAAUAGUUAUCUAGGAGUACCGUUUGCCAAGCCCCCUGUGGGCCCCCUGAGACUGGCUCGGCCCCAGCCUGCAGAGAAAUGGGAUGGAGUGAGAGAUGCGACCAAACAGCCACCCAUGUGCAUCCAGGACAGGCAAGUUAGUGUCAUUGAACUUAAGUUUCUCGCUAUGGAUGUGGAGCUUCCCGAGGUCUCAGAGGACUGCUUGUAUCUCAACAUCUACACUCCAGUCAAACCUGGCAAAGACGCCAAGUUACCAGUGAUGGUUUGGAUUCAUGGUGGAGGACUUGUUUUUGGUUCAGCUUCAGUGUAUGACGGCUCCGUUCUGUCAGCGUAUCAGGAUGUGGUUGUGGUGCUGAUUCAGUACAGACUGGGUCUGCUGGGAUUCUUUAGCACGGGAGAUGAACAUGCUCCAGGAAACUACGGUUUUCUGGAUCAGGUUGCAGCUCUUCAGUGGGUUCAGGAGAACAUCCACAGCUUCGGUGGAGAUCCUGGAUCAGUGACCAUCUUUGGAGAGUCUGCUGGAGGAAUAAGUGUAUCCACUCUGAUUCUUUCACCACUGGCUUCUGGUCUGUUUCAUCGUGCCAUUGCAGAAAGUGGGACGGCCUUGUGGGAUGGUUUAGUGAUAGGUAAUCCUUUACUAAGGGCUCAUAACGCAGCCAAAUUAUGCAACUGUGACAGCAGCAGCUCAUCGAAGAUCGUCGACUGCAUCAUGCGCUGGUCUGAGGAGGAAGCUCUGCAAUGUUCUAAACAGUUUGUGAUGAUGCACUUCAGUCUCGCUGUGGAUUCUUAUUUCCUUCCCAAACCUGUAGAGGAUAUCAUUCAGAAGCAAGAGUUCAGUAAAGUUCCUCUCAUCACUGGAAUUACUGAUGAUGAGUAUGGCUUUUUACUGCCUGCAUAUUUUGGAGGUAAAGGACUGAUUGAUGGGAUGGAUAAAGAGCAAGCCAUAAAGGGCCUGACCAUCACAUAUCCUGAUCCCAGGGAUCGAUGGAUCGUUGAUCGGGUGGCGAACGAGUACCUGGGCGACACAAGAGAUCCCAUUCAAAUCAGAGACAUUUACAGAGAGAUGAUGGGCGACCUGAUGUUCAACAUCCCUGCCCUCCAACUGGCAAAAUACCACAGCGCCUCAGGAGCGCCGGUGUACCUGUACGAGUUCCAGCAUGCUCCCAGUAUGGUCCAGAAGAACAGGCCCAGCUUUGUUGGCGUCGACCACGCAGAUGAACUGUUCUUCAUCCAGGGCACCUGCUUCGCUCAAGCCCACCUCAAAGCAACCGCUCCUUUCACAAAGGAAGAGGAAGAGCUGUGCAGGACCGUGAUGGGAUACUGGGGGAACUUUGCACACACCGGGUCUCCGAAUGGUCCCGGUCUGACACACUGGCCUGAAUAUGAGGGUGAGGCCGAGUAUCUCGGCAUUGGACUGGAACAGAAAGCUGGGAAGCACCUGAAGGGGAAACACUACACAUUCAUGACCAAGACGCUUCCAGAUCUCAUACGCCAAGGCCGAGAGAAAACAGAGCACUUAGAACUGUAAAAAAAACAACUGUGUUUCAUUAGAAAUGAAGUUCAAUGUGUAGAUGACACAGAAAAAAAUUAAGAACUGUGAUUCAACAUAAGAAUUUAAAUACCUAACCUAAGGAAAUCAAAAAAGAGUGUAUUUUGGAGCUGAAGCUCAAAUUUGAUAGGAAAAUGCACAAAUUAAUCACGUGACAUAACUUUAACUAACCUGUUUUGCACUUAAAAAUAAAAGUCAGACAACGUUUAA
Messenger RNA from Cyprinus carpio (common carp), 5199 nucleotides. It is a transcript of the gene ces2b, whose product is annotated as carboxylesterase 2b. Bases 16 to 4968 code for a protein of 1650 amino acids. Lineage: Eukaryota; Metazoa; Chordata; Actinopteri; Cypriniformes; Cyprinidae. The record is from RefSeq and is a predicted model, not a curated record. The transcript is spliced from 37 exons.